This is a messenger RNA of Cimex lectularius (bed bug), 3546 nucleotides long. It is a transcript of the gene Teh1, whose product is annotated as protein tipE. NCBI's taxonomy places the organism in Eukaryota, Metazoa, Arthropoda, Insecta, Hemiptera, Cimicidae. Bases 32 to 805 code for a protein of 257 amino acids. The record is from RefSeq and is a predicted model, not a curated record. The transcript is spliced from 2 exons. Gene Ontology annotation, biological process: regulation of sodium ion transport. Gene Ontology annotation, molecular function: sodium channel regulator activity.
CCUCGCUCCGGGCUGGAUGGCGAGUUGAGAGAUGAAGGGAGGCAGUUCAGAACUGCUCCUCGACCCUCAGGCAGAGCUUCGGAAGCAGAAGCUGCUCAAUUUGACAGCGGCGAAGAAGCCGAAGCAGGUCCAGCAGCGGACUUGCAGACAGAAGCUGUGGUUCUACGCCACAUCUUUUUUCACCAUGUCGGCCGUCUCUGCUGGUUCUUCCCUUCUCUUCCUCGUUCCGCUCUACGUCGACCCGGCCAUCUCCACCCUGGUAGCCGACUUCACUCCGAGACCCGUCACCUGCACGACGACGAGGAAAGAGGACCAUUCCGGGAUUUUCAAUUGUUCCUGGAGCUCCUGCCGUGAAGGUUGUACGUCGGACAUGUACCGUUGCACACAUAUUUACGUCAACUACACGCCCUUCGGCAACGAUACGUUCGACGAGGAAUUCGAAGGUAUUCUCCUCGUGAAUAUCAAAGGAUGCGGGUACCCUCCAGACGUGACGUGUUCGAACUUCACGGAGUCGUACGGUGAGCCCGGUUCCGAAUUCCCCUGUUACUACUCACGACAGAACAGGACAAUCGUAAUGCGCCAUUACGACAGGGAUAGACAGGUCGAAGUCAUCAUCCACUACUUCGCUAUCCCUUUCGUCGUCACAGUCGUCACUUCCGUUGUACUCUGUGUAAUGCAUUGCGAUUGCCGGAGGUCUCAGGCGCCCGCCAUUCGUCGGACAAGAAUACAAGAUCAGAGCGAUUGUUCCAUCAGCACUCGGGUGGAGAGGAUGCAGUCGCAGGCAGACGUCAAUAGGCCGCUCUGACACAGGGAAGAGACUGUUGACAGCCAUCUGAUGGUAACGUCACAGUCUAGCGAUCUCUAGCGUCGCAGAAUGUGUUGCCGGUGAACGAAGAAUCGAUUGCGGAAACGGCCAGCAUAAAUAAAACGAGAUAUUUUCAAUCGAAAUAUUUUUUAUAACAAAAGUAACAAGAAGGAGGCAAGCAAUAUUGCAAUAGCAUCGUUUGUUAAAUUUAAAAUGACUGAACAGUUUUGAAAAGGAUUUGGUCAAUUGUUUUCAAAACGCUUUUGAAAGAAAACGAUACUUCAAAAAACAAAGAAUACAAGGAAUUGAUUGCAUUUCACCGUUUUGAGAAUUCAGGACUCAAAAAAUUAUAUAUAUUGUAUAAAUAGAAUAAAUCGACAUUUUAAUACUUCCACUUUCACCGAAUAAUUUGUUAUUUGACAAAAGAGCGAAUUUUAGUUUAUAAGCUGUUUCGACGUCGAAUUCGAUUUUGUUAUUAACAGUCUUAUAUUGUUAUAUUAGUAUUAUACACCAACAAUACCACUUGUGGAACUUUGUGUUAAUUUGUUGCUUGCCAAUUGAGAAGUUGGACCGGUUUGGCCAGCUUCCAGCACGUAUUUUCUUCUCAGUUUAACGACCGUGCGUAAAGCACACUUCAUUAUCAGCCAUAGCACUCCACAAAGUAAUAAAUGCUUGUAAAGGCUGAUUACUAUCUUUAUAUAGUGACUUUUAAAUAAGACGUUUGGCCGAAUAUAGCACUGAUCGCUAUACACUCAAUAUCAUCAUGUAAAAGCUAUUUUAAACAUAAAACGUUUACCAAUGAAAAAAGAAUAGUUUUAUAAAAUAUUGAAUAAUUUUUCUAUCGAUUGGGAAAUUUUAUACCGAUAAGCAACUAAGGGUUAAUUGCUUAUUUAUUAGCAAUAGCUCGUGAUGUGGAUUCUCUCUUCCUCUAUUUUUGCGAGGACUUGGCGGUACGUCAUAUGUGACGAUAAAAUCUAUUUAUUGUACAUACACUUGUGUAUGGUUGUAUGUAUAUGGUGAUUGUAACAUUUUAAAACAAAAAUGCUCUAAUUUUGUAAUUUCACCUAUUUGUUUUUUAAAAUUUCAUUUCCACUGAACGAUUUGAUGUAAGAGAUUUCCCAAGCCGUCGAGAUUUGCCAUGACGAUUGUAUGCAGGAUUUUCUGUUUCAUAGUCGCAUAAACGUGCACGUUUUUAUUAAUCCUCCCCUCAAUACAUAUCAAAAAAACAAUUUUUUUAAAUUCAAACAAAUAAUUUAAAAGUGAGAGGAAAUUUUCAUUCAUACUCGAAAACACUGGAAAAUUUAUUUUUAAAGCUCAAGAACAAACUUCAUACAGUCGCAAAAAACAAGAAAAUUUGAAACAAAUGGUUUAUCAUAUGCUAAACAAUCGUAAUUAACCUAGGUUGAUUUAAUUAUUAUUUCUGAGAACUAGUACGUCAGAUUAAACUCAAUCAUUAACUAAAGCUACUGGCAAAUAUGUUAUUGGUCACAAAACCUAAAAAACAACAACAAAAAAACAACAAUCAUAAAUAACAAACAUUCAAAAUAUUAUAUCACUGCCCAUUAUUCGUAAAAAUAAUUUGUUUUAUAUCAAUUAAAGUGUCCGUGUUGUAAUGUAUGGCUAGUAAUAUAAGGAUGUUCAAUAUAUAUCGGGAUAUGUUUGUAAGUACAAAACAUUGCUCAAUAAAUUUCAAGUCAGAUGUGCAUUUUCUACUAUUCAAAUACAACACGAACUCACACACAUACAUAAACAUAAACACACACACACACAAGUACAACUAUUUUCAGGCCGAUUUACAUAUAGUGAAAUCCUUAUUUAGAGUGCAUGCAGUGACUUUUACACCAGUGAGACAAUAAAUACGAAAACUUGAAGAAAAAAAGAAGAAAUUACAACGUUAUAUAAAACAGAAUAUGAUAAAAUUUGGUACAAGGCGAUAAAUGAACACUCUAAAACUGUCACACUUUUUAAAUAGUAACUGCUUCGAAACACACAAAUAUUAAUUUCAUAACGGCCUUCGAUUUCAGUUUGUUCUAGAAAAACUGGAAAUGUUUCCCUGUAAUUUACUCAAGUCGAAAGAAGAGUUUUAACCCGGACGGCCUUCCAAGAAAGAACUUCCUGUUAAAUUAUUAAUGCGUGGGUUAGAGAGAUAUGUUGUCGUUUGAACAUUUAAUCCUCCAAAGCUAGCAUUAUGUCAAUUGCGGUUAUGUAAUUUUGCCCUUCUGAAAUGGUUUUGUACUAAGUAGAACAUUUUAUUCAGAAUGGUACCAAUCAAUCAUUACUAGUAAUUAAAAUUAUAUCAGAAGUGUUAUUUCGAGAAAUAUUUAACCAAUUUUCUAUAUUUUAAAAAGAGUUAAUCAUAUACAAAAAAAAAUCAAACUUGUAAAAUAGUAUUCUGAAUAAAGCUUUCAUCCGAAAAUUGAAACAUCAGAGGUCAUAUCCCCGGGUUCCGAUGUUUAUGAAAAAAAAGCCAUUUGUAAGUGCGUUGGGUUUGAAUUCAGGGCCGGUGGGAUUCGAAACCGGGAUCCUUCAGUCGCCUUGUGAACCGCAGCGGCCCCCCUAUAUUUUUAAACUUUAUUUUUUAUCUUGGCAAAACUGUAAUUGAAUCAGAUUUCGAGGAAUUGCGUAGGCGACGAUUGAAAAUUUCAUAUCAAACCUAUUUUAUAUAAACUGAAAAGAGAAAGAAAUGCAAAAAAAAGGGACGUACGCAAAUUUUCGAGAUAAAACGGCAGGGACCAAUGAAA